GCAUAAAUGGGCUUGGCCCUUCAUGGAGCCUGUAGAUGUUGAAGGUCUUGGGCUGCAUGACUAUAAUGAGAUUAUUGAAAAGCCUAUGGAUUUCAGUACGGUAAAAAGAAAAAUGGAUUCGAAGGAUGGUUCUGGUUAUCAGAACGUGCGUGAGAUAUAUGCUGAUGUCAGGUUGAUUUUUAAGAAUGCAAUGAAAUACAACGAUGAAAAACAUGACAUCCACACUAUGGCAAAGACAUUGCUGGAAAAAUUUGAGAAGAAAUGGUUGCAGCUAUUGCCUAAAGUUGCUCAGGCGGAAAAUGAACAAGUGAAGGAAGAAGCACGGGUGCAGUUGGAAAUGAAGCUUGCUAGAGAGGCUUCUUAUGCCAAUACGGCAAAGGAUAUAAGCCUUGCGCUGUGCAAUAUUGAUGCCACCUUAGAGAAUUUCAAAGAAAUGGUGAUUCAAAAGUGCAGGAAAAUAUCAACUCAUGAGAAAGUGACACUUAUGAGGUCUCUCCCUAGACUUUCUCUUGAAAACCUCUCCAAGGCAAUGCAGAUAAUUUCUGAGAAUGACCCUACCUUCCAACCUUAUGCUCAAGAAGUGAACCUUGACCUUGAUCUUCAGAGUGACUACACAGUGUGGAGACUAAACGUUUUUGUCAGAAAAGCACUGAAAGAGCAGGAAAUAAAUGCUGAAGAGAUACCUGUUAACCACAAUGACUACAAAGAGGACAAGAAAAACACCACCAAAAGGAGGAAAGUGUGA
Molecule: messenger RNA, 745 nt
Organism: Cajanus cajan (pigeon pea)
Lineage: Eukaryota; Viridiplantae; Streptophyta; Magnoliopsida; Fabales; Fabaceae
Product: transcription factor GTE1
Molecular function (GO): protein binding
Source: RefSeq, a predicted model, not a curated record